Baudoinia panamericana UAMH 10762 is the source of this 222-nucleotide messenger RNA. RefSeq lists its product as uncharacterized. The transcript has a single exon. The record is from RefSeq and is a predicted model, not a curated record. NCBI's taxonomy places the organism in Eukaryota, Fungi, Ascomycota, Dothideomycetes, Mycosphaerellales, Teratosphaeriaceae. Bases 1 to 222 code for a protein of 73 amino acids.
AUGUCGGGCACACGCUUGUCUAUCGAGAACGCAGUUAGCACGCGUUCAUCAAGGUUCGCAAACCGAAAUCGUCGUAAGCGUGAGGCAAGGGUACCUAGUAGUGGCUCUAGCCGCAAGUCACCAUGUGAAAAGGACUUGGCGUGCAUCUUGCGCAACGAUGAGUCGCCAGAGGUCUCCAUGUCGAGGCGGCCGUGGCUGUAUGAAGUUCUCGAAGCUGUAUAA